AUGCGUGGGAAUUGUGGGCAGUUUGGUAACUUGCAGCUGCUUUCAAUUGGCGUAACUGUCGGACCAAUGCUUUUCAAAGCCUCUGUGGCCUUGCCUUUACUGCUGACAUUCGCCCACGGUGCCUUUAUCCGUCGCUGGCCGUGUGAUCUUGAUGACGAUGUUUUGAGUGGAUAUCAAUUCGACCCUCGGUCGCUACGGGGGUCCCUGGACCUUGGAGAUGGCAACAUCACCCUCUUCCUUCAGAUGGCGGGGGAUUUCAUACACGAUGAUUGCGACGAAUUGCAUGGGGCGUCCGCUGCACUUGGGGUCGAUGCACGAGUCUUAGGAAGCUCGGUCGUACAUGGCAAUCCGUCCUGGAUCGAUGGAGCAUGCCCAACGCUGUCACCAAAGGAAAAUCCGAGAUAUGAUGCACGAACAUAUGCGGUAUACAAGGCGUCCUUUGCUUUGGACCAGACGUUCCGCUUCCGCACCCUAGAUACAGAGAUCAAAUUACGGCUCAACGAUACUGACAUCGCUUGUCUCCAAGCCCAUAUCACUCCAGAUUUUGGGCCAUCAAUCUCGGGAGCCCUCAUGGGCGUACCAUUGGCAGUCAUGAUCCUGUCCGGGAUAGCCACAGGCGCCGUUCGAAGAUACCAGAAACGCCGCAGUCGCACAUUCCGGUACGAACUCGAAAAUAAUUCGCAAGAUCCAGCCGACACCUCUCUACCAGGCCUCGGGCCGUGUCUGCACUAUAUCCAAUUCGUCUUCCUCACGGGCUGUCUGACUCUGCCGUAUCCUGGCUUCUUUCGCGCGGCCGUUAGCCAUCUGGCUUGGUCCUCGCUGAUAUUCCGCAACUGGCCUGUCACACAUCAGUUUGCCUAUCCUGGUAUUGAGGAUGGCAUUUAUAGCGCGAACGCGACUUACGGAAUCGAAGAAAUGGCGCAGUAUCUCGGGAGCACGACGACGAGCGAUCUGUGGACGAACUCGCUGGUCAACCUGGUUCUUGUCGGUCUUGGUAUGAUCGUGGCGAUUCUGGGAGCAUCCGGAUAUAGAUACCUGCGCCAGAUACACCAAUCUCCGGGCAAUUUGCAACCCACGGCCUACCUCCAGACGGAAAUGCCUUUCCUUCUCCGCCGGACGGGCUGGACCAUCUCGCGCCUUGUCCUCGACUACACCCUGCACCCGCUCAUCUCCUUCUCCCUCUUCCAAGCACACAGCGCCCGCUGGUACCCAGGCCACACGUCCAUGGCCAUGAUCGUCGUCGCCGUACUGGCUGCUCUUCGCGUCUUGCUUAUUCGCCACCUCGUCAAGACAAAUCGGCUAUCUUUCCUCUUUAAUACCUCCGCCCCAGGACCUCCUCUCAACAUCACCUGCUGGGCCCUGUUAUAUGGCGCCCCCUUCAUGCGCGGCCUUGCGAUAGGUGGCGUACAACAAUCUGGACUCGCUCAGAUGAUCGUUCUUAUCGGGUGCGAGGCGCUUGUUCUUGGCCAUGCGGUCUGGUAUUGGUUCACUGCGAAAUCGUCAUGGCGGUACACCUUCUUUGCACUUGCGAGGCUGGCUACUGUUUGCAUGAGCUGUGUCUUCCUUGCCCAGGUUGCGGCUUCUGAGCGGAAAAGGGCAAUUGUCGCUUAUUCCAUAUUGGUUCUGCAUGCCAUGGUCCUUGUCGUUGGGUUCGUGGUCGACUGUGUCUGGGAGCCGCUGCGCUAUGUAUUGUACCAGCUUGGCCUGGUUGAGGAGGUUUCGCAGCGAGAAGAUACGACGAAGCCGCCGGUCUUUGGCAUCAAGCAGCUCGCGCACAGAUCAACGAGGCGCGUUUCUUUCGGGCGCUUUCCAGCGCUUGAUCCGGAUGCACACUCUCUAGCCGACUCUCCGCCCCGCCCGCAUACCAGAGAGUCAUCAUCCAUCCGCCAUGCUUCUGCAGAAUACGCCCCCAACACCAGAACCAGCUCCUCGUUCCGGGCCCCUCGGUCUCAAAAGUCAUACGGUAGCGAGAACCCCCUGUGGCCAGGGUACGCUCCUCGAGACAGCAACUCGACCGAGUCCGGACUCGAUACAGUGGAACUACAGUCACUGGAUACGAGUACCGAUAGUUCAGGCGCUGUGAACAAUUCAGAGUAUUAUUCGCAGCGCGAGUCGGAUCAGUAUUAUAGUUGGGGAAGGCGGCAGGCUUCUACGGCUACUAGGAGGGUCGAUGAGAGGGUCGAUGAGAGUCCUUCGGAUCAUAGGGGUAGUUCUCCGUGGGGAUGGCUGUGGAGAAGGAAACCGCGGAAGACGCAGGACAGGGGGUUUGAAGUUAUCAGGCCCUCUGCAGUGAGACCGGGGGUUCCAUAG
Molecule: messenger RNA, 2310 nt
Organism: Aspergillus calidoustus
Lineage: Eukaryota; Fungi; Ascomycota; Eurotiomycetes; Eurotiales; Aspergillaceae
Source: the annotation of a GenBank genome assembly